Paramormyrops kingsleyae is the source of this 840-nucleotide messenger RNA. NCBI's taxonomy places the organism in Eukaryota, Metazoa, Chordata, Actinopteri, Osteoglossiformes, Mormyridae. The record is from RefSeq and is a predicted model, not a curated record.
GAGGGAUCUGUACCAAAGCCCCAGGAGGGAUCAGUACCAAAUUCCCAGGAGGUAUCUGUACCAAAGCCCCAGGAGGGAUCAGUACCAAAGUCCCAGGAGGGAUCUGUACCAAAGCCCCAGGAGAGGUCUGUACCAAAGCCCCUGGAGGGAUUUGUACCAAAGCCCCAGGAAGAGUCUGUACCAAAGCCCCUUGAGGGAUCUGUACCAAAGCCCCAGGAGGGAUCUGUACCAAAGUCCCAGGAGGAGUCUGUACCAAAGCCCCAGGAGGGAUCUGUACCAAAGCCCCAGGAGCGGUCUAUACCAAAGUCCCAGGAGGGAUCUGUACCAAAGUCCCAGGAGGGGUCUCUACCAAAGCCCCAGGAGGGAUCUGUACCAAAGCCCCAGGAGCAGUCUAUACCAAAGUCCCAGGAGGGAUCUGUACCAAAGCCCCAGGAGGGGUCUGUACCAAAGUCCCAGGAGGGAUCUGUACCAAAGCCCCAGGAGCGGUCUAUACCAAAGUCCCAGGAGGGAUCUGUACCAAAGCCCCAGGAGGGGUCUGUACCAAAGCCCCAGGAGCGGUCUGUACCAAAGCUCCAGGAGGGGUCUGUACCAAAGCCCCAGGAGAGGUCUGUACCAAAGCUCCAGGAGGGGUCUGUACCAAAGUCCCUGGAGGGAUCUGUACAAAAGCCCCUGGAGGGGUCUGUACCAAAGUCCCUGGAGGGAUCUGUACAAAAGCCCCAGGAGGGGUCUGUACCAAAGCCCCAGUACAGCUAGCAGUUCCUUUUCUUUUUUCCGUCUCGCUCCUCACAGCUGCACGUUUGAACGCAGGCCGAGGGCCUGACAGGGUUGCUGCUGGAUGAC